This is a messenger RNA of Caenorhabditis remanei, 651 nucleotides long. RefSeq lists its product as uncharacterized. The transcript is spliced from 5 exons. NCBI's taxonomy places the organism in Eukaryota, Metazoa, Nematoda, Chromadorea, Rhabditida, Rhabditidae. The coding region runs from base 1 to 651 and encodes 216 amino acids. The record is from RefSeq and is a predicted model, not a curated record.
AUGGAUAAACUUCUCAUAUUUCUUUGCUUCUUGGUCACAGUUUCUGCUAUUUUCCUGCCAAAAGAGGAGCCAUGCGAUGAAGAUGAGCAGCCCUCUAACUGUCCAAAAGUGCCCAAUGGAAACUGUGAAGAAGGAUGGAAGAACUUCACUCGACCAUCUGGAGAAUGGUGUAUGAAGGUCUUCUUUGAAAAAUUCAUCAACCAAACUUUCGCGGAGAAGAAAUGUCAAGCAGUUGGAGCAACACUUUCAAGUAUUCAAGAUCAAUACGAGAACUUUUAUAUUGUUUACACUUUCCUGGACAAAAUUUAUCCUGAAACUGGGACUAUUUUGAUCGGAGCGAAACGUACUGCGGCUUGUAUCAACGGUGGAAUAAGCGCAACGUGUAAUGGGGCAACCUCAUUUGAGUGGACAGAUAAAUCUGCGAAUGGGACUGAAGGAUUCUCAUGGGCUUCUAAACAACCGGAUAAUUCACGUCGUAUAACUCCUGGUGGACAAGCCUGUGCACUGAUCUAUGCUUCAGCGACACUUUAUCUAGGACCAAUGCGGUCUGGAACACUAGAUGAUGUCGCAUGCGACUAUGACUCUUUCAAGGAGGGAGACAUUUACAAUACUCCGAAGGCUUACGUGUGCGGAAAGAAGCCAAAAGUGUAA